AUGGGUGCAGGAGCAAGCGCCGAAGACAAAAAGUCAAAGGAGUUAGAAAAACAGCUCCAGGAGGAUGCCGACAAGGAUUCCAAGACAGUCAAGCUGUUGCUGCUUGGCGCUGGUGAAUCUGGCAAAAGCACCAUCGUGAAACAGAUGAAGAUUCUCCAUCAAGGUGGUUACUCACGGGAGGAGCAGAUGGAGUUCAGGAGCAUCAUCUUUGGCAACAUCCUGCAGUCCGCCCUGGCUAUCAUCAGAGGCAUGGAGAUGUUGGCCAUUGAUUUUGGAGCAACCUCUGGACAGGAGGAUGCCCAGAAGCUGCAGAACCUGUCAGACUCCAUCGAGGAGGGCACCAUGCCCGCUGAGCUGGCGGACGUCAUCAAGAAGCUGUGGAAGGACACUGGUGUCCAGGCGUCCUAUGAUAGAGCUGCUGAGUACCAGCUCAACGACUCCGCUGGCUACUACCUCUCCGACAUGGACCGAAUCUGCAAGGCCGACUAUCUACCUAAUGAGCAGGAUGUGCUGCGGUCUCGAGUCAAGACCACUGGUAUCAUUGAAGAACAGUUCGGAUGCAAAGAAUUGCACUUCAGGAUGUUCGAUAAGGGGGGAAGGAAAAAGGGAAAAUGGCCAUCCAUUGGAUUCCAUUUCGAGGGUGUCACCUGCAUCAUCUUCUGCGGAGCUCUUAGCGCGUACGACAUGGUGCUGGUAGAGGACGACGAAGUGAACCGCAUGCACGAGUCCCUCCAUCUGUUCAACAGCAUCUGCAACCACAGGUUCUUCGCGACGACUUCCAUUGUGCUUUUCCUCAACAAGAAGGAUCUGUUCGUGGAGAAGAUCAAGAAGGUCCACCUGAGCAUCUGCUUCCCUUGCCCCGACUAUGAUGGUCCUAACACAUACGACGACGCCUGCGCCUACAUCAAGACACAGUUUGAGGACCUCAACAUGAAGAAGGGUGUGAAGGAGAUCUACUCCCACAUGACCUGUGCCACAGACACAGAGAACGUCCAGAUUGUGUUCAACGCUGUCACGGAUAUCAUCAUCAAAGAGAACCUUAAAAGUUGUGGUCUUUUCUAA
Messenger RNA from Gadus chalcogrammus (walleye pollock), 1062 nucleotides. It is a transcript of the gene gnat2, whose product is annotated as guanine nucleotide binding protein (G protein), alpha transducing activity polypeptide 2. Lineage: Eukaryota; Metazoa; Chordata; Actinopteri; Gadiformes; Gadidae. Gene Ontology annotation, biological process: detection of chemical stimulus involved in sensory perception of bitter taste; adenylate cyclase-modulating G protein-coupled receptor signaling pathway. The record is from RefSeq and is a predicted model, not a curated record. Gene Ontology annotation, cellular component: photoreceptor outer segment; photoreceptor inner segment; heterotrimeric G-protein complex. Gene Ontology annotation, molecular function: G-protein beta/gamma-subunit complex binding; GTPase activity; GTP binding.